Messenger RNA from Vicugna pacos (alpaca), 1735 nucleotides. It is a transcript of the gene THEM6, whose product is annotated as thioesterase superfamily member 6. Lineage: Eukaryota; Metazoa; Chordata; Mammalia; Artiodactyla; Camelidae. The record is from RefSeq and is a predicted model, not a curated record.
GUGCUGGCCGCUUCGUGCGCGCGCUACCGCCGCUCGCUGCGCCUGCUCGAGCCGUUCGAGGUGCGCACCCGCUUGCUGGGCUGGGACGACCGCGCCUUCUACCUGGAGGCGCGCUUCAUCAGUCUACGAGACGGCUUCGUGUGCGCGCUGGUGCGUUCUCGCCAGCACGUGCUGGGCACCUCCCCGGAGCGCGUCGUGCAGCACCUGUGCAAGCGCCGGGUGGAGCCCCCUGAGCUGCCGGAAGACCUGCAGCACUGGAUUGCCUACAAUGAGGCCAGCAGCCAGCUGCUCCGGGCCGAGAGUGGGCUCAGCGAUGUCGUCAAGGACGAGUGACCACCGCAGCUGGCCUGCCCUGCCCACCAGCCUUGGCCUGGGGGCAACUGCCUAUCCUUCCCCGCCUGCCGCCGGCAGAGAGUGGAAAAUGGGCUGGCUGGGCUAGGCUCUCUCCAAACUGGAGUAGCCUGGCAACCAGCCGGGCCCCAUUCACAUGCUCAGGGCCCUCCCCCGCCCCCAUUACCCAUGCCCCUCUAUGCCUCAUCCUGCACUGAGCAUGGGAUGGGGGUGACAGAGGCACCCAGACCAGCUCUGCCCUCAGGGCAGUGCUGAUGGGCAAAGUGGGGGCCCCUGGCCCUUGGCCUGCAGCCUGUGGGGGGUGGGGGAUGGCCCGCCCUGCAGGUGAGCCAGGCUUCCAAGGGCCUGAGUGCUUGGAGCAGGGGACCACCUCGAGUUGCCCUGAGCCCUGCUGGAGCUUGGAGUCUGAGCUGCUGUUGGGGGCACAGCAGAGCUGAGGCUGGCCAGGCCAGGGCCUCGAGACCUGACUCAGGGACAGCCAGGAGCUGCAGGGGAGGGAGGGAGGGGGAGGGCCUGCAGCAGAGACUUGUGGCCCCAGAGAGUGUGCUGAGGCCAGUGCAGGUCCACUGGCGCAGGGGCCCCUGUGGAGGUGGGUAGCUCCCAUAGCCGGGGGUGUCCUAAUUGGGGCCUGCUGCUAAGGAGAGCUGGGAGGUGGGCAUCUGCCUGGGUGCCUUCACCCUUCUGCACCCCUCAGCACCCAUAAGGCCGUGCUUGUGAUGCUGGGCGGGGCCCUGCUUUAUCUGGGCCUGCAGCACCCCAGACUGUCCACCCACUGGGGCUGUCCUUGCCUGACAUCUGGCCCCGCUAUUGAUUUUUUCUUUCCUGCUCUAAGAGCUGCCUCUCUUGAUAGGCUGAGACUGGAGAGAGGUCUUCGUGGCUGCUGGGUCCUGGCAGCUGCUUUUGGGGCUCCCUGAUGGGUUCACCAGCCUGCUGCAAUGGUGGCUGAGGUCUCCCGCUCCUGCCCAGUCCCUUGCCUUGCAGCUGCAGAAAGGGAGGCCUGGAGAGAAGCAGGCAUUGGCCCGGAGCCUCCAGGAGCACCAGGGGCAAAGUGAGGCGGGCCUUGGUCCCUGGCUGGCUGGGGACCCUGAGGUCAGGUCCCUGGGUGUAGGAUUGCUGCUUGCCAUGUGUGUGACUGCCCAGGGCAGGGUGCCUGCUUGCAGCUGCCCCCGCCGGCCCUCGGGACAGGGCAGAGCAGCUGGGGCCUGGAACUGCCUCCUUGCCGCCCCGUUCCAGAAACCCCAUUGCCAGCUGGAGCCAAGAGCACAGCCACGCCCCGAUCCCGCGCCAUCCCCACGCUGUCGUCCACCUUACAGCUGCCAUGGGAAAGCUGCAAUAUUGCCAUUUUAUUUAAAGGAAGCCCAAGAUUAAAGGGUGUUAAAUGUGA